This is a messenger RNA of Epithele typhae, 444 nucleotides long. Its product is annotated as NAD(P)-binding protein. The record is from RefSeq and is a predicted model, not a curated record. The transcript has 3 exons. Bases 1 to 444 code for a protein of 147 amino acids. NCBI's taxonomy places the organism in Eukaryota, Fungi, Basidiomycota, Agaricomycetes, Polyporales, Epitheliaceae.
AUGGCCGAAGUCAUUGCAAUCAAGGAGACUUUCCUCUCCGCGCCCAAGUUCGCCGUUGUUGGAGCGUCCAAGGAUCAAACCAAGUUUGGCACGAAGGUGCUCAAAUGGUACCAGGCCCGCGACAAGGACGUCACCCCAGUCCAUCCUGUGAGAGCAAUAUCCCAAAAAGAGGAUGAAUUAGAGGGAUUGAAGACCAUCCGUUCCCUGAGCGACCUGCCCUCUCCAACGGAGACCUCGAUCAGCAUCAUCACACCAGCCAAGAUUACUUUGGGCAUUCUCGAGCAGGCCAAGUCGCUCAACGUCUCUGCUCUGUGGCUCCAGCCCGGUGCCGAGAACGAAGAGGUCAUCAAUUAUAUCAACGAGAAUGGGCUCGCCAACAAGGUCAUCUACGGCGGCCCGUGCAUUUUGGUUGACGGCGACGGCGUCUUGAAGAGCCUCCUUUAG